This is a messenger RNA of Musa acuminata AAA Group (dessert banana), 540 nucleotides long. RefSeq lists its product as uncharacterized. The transcript has a single exon. Lineage: Eukaryota; Viridiplantae; Streptophyta; Magnoliopsida; Zingiberales; Musaceae. Bases 1 to 540 code for a protein of 179 amino acids. The record is from RefSeq and is a predicted model, not a curated record.
AUGGACACUGGGAGCUCCGCUGACAUGCUCUACCUCGACGCCUUCAGGAAACUCGACUUAACCGACGAGGACCUUAAACCCAUGGCGUCAACGCUCACCGGGUUCACGGGCGACUCUAUUUCCCCGCUCGGGACCACCGCCCUCCCUGUUACCAUCGAGGAAGAGCCGAGGGCCAAAACGAUAAUGACCACCUUCAUGGUAGUCAAUCUACCCUCGGCCUAUAAUGUCAUCCAAGGCCGAUCGACACUCAACAAGCUGAAGGUAGUGGUGUCCACCUAUCACCGGGCUAUUAAAUUUCCAACCCCAAUGGGGAUCGGGGAGUCCCGAAGUGAUCUGGGAGAAUCAAGACGGUGUUAUCUUACAGCGGUGGCCCUCGCAAGAAAGUCGUGCCCCCGCCAAGUUAUGGAUGCCCGAGAAGGAGCAGCAGCGUCGGAGCAUCUGGAACCACCCGAGCCGAUCACCGAGGUACCCUUAAAAAGGAACUGGCCUGAUCAGACCAUAAAAGUCGAGGCAACGCUCCCCGAAGCAGAUCAGCUCUAG